AUAUGUUGUAUUCUGUGUUUUAGAUAUAAGGUGUAAAUAUGCGUUGUUGAUGUUUGUUGUAGAUUUGUGUUGUUGCCGUCUUGCUCGUUGCAAGCAGUUGCGCUGUGGAUGCAAGACGAAUGUAUCCAAAACCAAAUCGUCCAUCAAAAUGGGGAAAUGCACCCCUGCCCAGAGGGAGAAAUAUGUGUAAGAUGAAGGAUUCAUGCAGGAAUGGUGGAAUUUGUAAGUCUUCUUCACGCACUAGGUCUGGCUGGAAAUGCGAAUGUCGCAACGGAUGGGCAGGAUCACGAUGUACUAAGAAAAAUUACUGCCCAAAAGGGAAUGUUUGCAUGAACGGCGGAUCGUGUGUUAAUUCUGCAAUACCUGGGUUGUUUUGGAGAUGUAAGUGCAGGAUGGGAUUUUCCGGAAGACGAUGUGACAAAAUGAAACCAAAACCACAAGGAAGCGGAGGAAAAUUAGAAGCACAACCAGAUCCAUGCGGUGCAGAAGGGCGUGGACCCAGAAGAGUCUGUUGGUAAUUGAGCUGAUCACUACAGAAUGUUUAGUACAGUUAGAAAGAAAUUAUAUCUCUACAAUUUUUAUAACUGUGAAAAUAAAGAACAUGAAGC
Messenger RNA from Ostrea edulis (European flat oyster), 608 nucleotides. Its product is annotated as adhesive plaque matrix protein 2-like. The record is from RefSeq and is a predicted model, not a curated record. Gene Ontology annotation, cellular component: protein-containing complex; plasma membrane. The coding region runs from base 120 to 518 and encodes 132 amino acids. Gene Ontology annotation, molecular function: calcium ion binding. The transcript has 7 exons. Lineage: Eukaryota; Metazoa; Mollusca; Bivalvia; Ostreida; Ostreidae. Gene Ontology annotation, biological process: establishment or maintenance of epithelial cell apical/basal polarity; heterophilic cell-cell adhesion.